AAGAGACGAGGAGACGCGACACCGUGUACUUAUCAUGAUUCUACUUUACUAUACUCCAUACAUGAGGAUUUUAUAUACGAGGAUUUUAUAUACGAGGAUACUUUAGACCCGAGGAUACUUCCUGAGGAUAUUUACACAUGAGGAUACUUUACAUCUGAAGGUCCAUGUUGGGUCGUGGUGUGAAGCGGAAGUGGAGCUGCCUGGAGGAGCUGGAGGUGGAGAUGGUCCCGGCUGCAGUGACGGAGGAGAAGGAGCAGCAUGAGGAGGUGGAGUCACAUGAGGAGGUGGAGCUCCUUGUGGCUCCUCCCAGAUCCGAGCCGACCCACCUGCAGCAGCGGCAGCGGGUGCUCGGCCUCUGUCUGGAGAAGCUGCAGCGGGUCCAGGUCGGGAUGGAGCUCAGCCUCCGCCGCUCGGUGCUGCUCAUCAACACGCUGCGGCAGAUCCAGGAGGACAUGCAGGGCGACGGGGGUGGAGCCUGCAGCCCGGACCCUCCCCUCCACGGCGUCCACCCGGACUCCCGUCCUCUCAGGGAGGAGGGGCCGGUGACAUGCCCGGGGUGCGCAGAGGAGGACAGGGACGACCUGCCUCUGUCUCCACCGCUGUCCCCCGAGUUCUCCUCUCAGGAGGCGGACAGCUCGGCCGACCAGCAGAAACCCCCCCCCGCCGCCGCCACCAUCAGUGCUUUCAGUGAUGCAGUAAACGCCAUGGGCUACCUCAGCGACCUCACGCUGGACGACAUCUUUGAGGACAUCGACACGUCCAUGUACGAGACUUCAGAUCUGCCUCCCGCGUGGUCGACCAGCUCCUUGUGGCCCGUGAGCGCGUCGCUGUGGGCGGACGAGGACGUGAAGAUGCGCUCGCCAGGCCACGGCUCCCCAGGGAGUCUGAAUGAUCUGGACCACAUCAUGGAGAUCCUGGUGAGGUCGUGACCUCCAGGAGGAAGUCGUGGACGUUUACGACAUUUGAUCGAUCAAGGACGAGCAGCUUCUCAAACACUGACGUGAGGGUCGAUGAUGAUGUUCCAUUCAAGGCUCCAUUUGACAUUUGACAUGAAAAUGAGUUUUGCUGUUGUGAAGGAAACAUUCAUUUUAAAACACGUUGCGUUGUUUUUCUGGCGUCAACCGAGAGAAACAGACCAAACAUUCAGGUGGAAAAAUCCAGAAAAAUCGGACAAACGAGAGAAUCUGCAGCUUUUCUCUGUAUUCUACUGUUUCACACUUUCUACUGAUAUUUUAUUGACCAAAUGAUGAAUCAGUUAUUUAAGCAAAUAUUCUAUAAUUGUCACUUUACAGCAGCAGACAGAAAGUCCGGCUUCAGGUUGUCUUUUGAGUAAUCUGUGAAAAAGGAACAUUGCAGCACCCGGAAGGGAAGUGAUGUAACGUCGGCUCGAAGCCAUUGAACAGUGUUCAAAUGUCAGAAGUGGAUUUUUCCCCCUAAAUCAACAAACGCAGGUGGAAUCUGAAACGUCUCGAGUGUUAAUGUCACUUUUCUUUGUUUGUUUUGUUUUUUAAAUUAAGUUUUUAUGUUAGUGAGUGAAUCCUCUGCUCAGGAAGAAGGAACCUGAGCCGCCGUGGCGUGUGUGUGUUAGUCCGGCCCCGGGUUGAUUAUUAAUUGAAAUCCCUUCGAUUACUUGAAGAGGGUUUCCCUUCGGCUCGGGGACUUGAACGCACCGUGUAGGAUCCUUGAAGCCGAAACGAGCGUCGACUCAAACCCACGAACGCCCCGCCCACGUCCAAUCACAAGAGGAGCUGGUCUGGCUUCAUUCUUAUUUAUGAAUGAAAAGCCGCAGCAGAUUAUAUUUGUGAAUUUGUCGUUUGUACGGGAUCGACUGUAACUUAUCGUUUACGCGGCGUGACGGCGGCCAUUUUGCUUUUGUUGACCCCUCCUGUGGCACCGAUCGGGACGAACUGUACAAGUAAUAUCCUGUCACCAUGACGACGCCACGUGAAUAGCUACUCCUCGUCGGCAGCUGGUGUUUUCAAAUCCAACUGUUUAUUUAUAAUGUCUGCUUCUGACCGAGGAGACGUUCGCCUCGGGUCGACCACGACCUCGACCACGACCUCGACCCCGCCCACGACCUCGCCAUGUCGCAGAAUUGUAAAUGACAGCAGAUGCCUGUGUCGUGUUAUGGCCUUGGUCAUGUGAAUUUUUAUUGUUAAAUGUUUUUCUAUGUGUUUCUACCUGAAACUCGCGUCUGAGAGAUAAAGAGAUCGGAAGGUCGCGACGAGUCCAGAUGCUCGACCUUCACUUCCUGUGGUUUACUCCUGUUCUACCUCCGUGUGUCAGUGGACCCGGACUCUCCCGUGACUCCGUGUUACUGGUGGACUCCAUCUGCAGCUGUUUGUGAACUGGGCUGAUAAUCCAACGCCACGCUGGACGACCAAAGUAAUCCGUCCUCGUCUCUGGUCUCAUGUCCACAAUGUGCCUUACUACUGGUUUUCUAUUAUUUGUGUUGGGCCGUUUGUGGCCGUUUGGGCUCGAGCCUCAUUGAUAAAACAACCGAAGAACAGUGGGGGGGGGGUGUUAUGUAAAAGCACCGAGCCUCUGAACCGUCAUUGUUUCCUGCCUCUUCUCGGCCCUUUUGUUUUUUCUCUGCUCGCUGCCGGCGUUUGAGCUUAACGCUUCCUGACAGGGAACGAGCUGAGGGAGGAGGUGGCCGCCCGGGCCAGGAGGGAGAAACAAGCAGUGGUGGAGGAG
Messenger RNA from Limanda limanda (common dab), 2697 nucleotides. RefSeq names its product SERTA domain-containing protein 3-like. The record is from RefSeq and is a predicted model, not a curated record. The coding region runs from base 165 to 929 and encodes 254 amino acids. Gene Ontology annotation, cellular component: nucleus. The transcript has 2 exons. Lineage: Eukaryota; Metazoa; Chordata; Actinopteri; Pleuronectiformes; Pleuronectidae. Gene Ontology annotation, molecular function: transcription regulator activity.